AUGAACAAGAAUGUAGCAUUCAUUGUUUCACAGAUCAGCGACAUUCACUUCACAACCACCGAGCGCGAUGUCCUCAUACGCUUCCUCGUCUUCUCCUCUCGUCUCGCCGCGUGGUUUCUCAGUCAAAAGAAUGCUUCACCGUCGACGGUGCAUCGGUGGCAGCUUCUGAUGCGACAGCUAUCGCUCACAGCAAAGCUUCUCCGCGUCGGGAAAUUCACACAGCAAUUCCGCUUUGCCGCACGGAGCUUAACGGGUAGACACCAGGACCUUUUCCUGGGGUACGUUACUGUGAUUCGCCAACUGUUAACGGCUGUGUACAUGACAUGCGAUAACGCAACGGUGCUCAAUAGCAUCGGUUUCGUCCCCUGGAAGGGAGCCAAGACGUUGGAAAGGAGAGCCUUUCGGGUAUGGUUUGCCGCAGGUGUUUGCGGGCUUGUUGUGCAGGUGUACUGCCUGUACCAAUUGAAGACAUCAGAUGCCAAUGAUCAAGGUGAUAGGCAGUCUCUCUUUCGAAAGACGGCCAGCAAGCUCCAAUUAGUGUCUAGUCUCUGUGAUAUCACCGUCUCAUCAGCGGCUGCAGGGCUCGUUCAGUGGGAUGAAGGUGUCGUUUGCGCCAGUGGGACGCUGAGUAGUCUGAUUGCCAUCUACACGCAGUGCAAACCAUCACUAAAGCGAUGA
Molecule: messenger RNA, 678 nt
Organism: Fusarium pseudograminearum CS3096
Lineage: Eukaryota; Fungi; Ascomycota; Sordariomycetes; Hypocreales; Nectriaceae
Exons: 2
Coding region: 1-678 (225 amino acids)
Biological process (GO): regulation of peroxisome size; peroxisome fission
Cellular component (GO): peroxisomal membrane
Source: RefSeq, a predicted model, not a curated record